Molecule: messenger RNA, 2318 nt
Organism: Gossypium raimondii (Peruvian cotton)
Lineage: Eukaryota; Viridiplantae; Streptophyta; Magnoliopsida; Malvales; Malvaceae
Exons: 3
Coding region: 546-1856 (436 amino acids)
Source: RefSeq, a predicted model, not a curated record
UUAUUCUAAUCACGCUUAGAUUUGAUUCAUUUUUCUAUCGACCUUCCUCAUCUUUUUUUUUUUUUCGUUUCUUAGAUCGUUUCUACGGUUUAGGGUUCCUUGUUCUUUUUAAUAAUUUAUGGAUCUGUAAAGUUCGGUUUCGAGUUUCGCCAUGUCUUUUUGUGGAUCUGUAUUUCAGUUUCUGAUUUGAAAUUAUUUCUUUAAAAGAAUCAAUUUUUCAAUGGUCAUUUUAUUUCUAGCAUUCGAUUCGUAAAAAAGAUUGUUUGAUCUGUAGAUCGUCUUUAGAGUUAAAUAUGUUGGGAAUAGAUUUCUUUUGUUCAUGUGUCGGCGUCAAUUUUGUAGAUUUCUUUGCAAUUUCAAGAUCUAGGGUUAGGUUUUUCUGAUAUUUGGGGCUUUUGGUUUUUUCGUUUAAUUAACUUAGGGGAAGGUCAAUUCGCAUCUAACAUCGCAAUCUUAAUCCUUUUAUUUCUUGUUAAUUAAGACGUAAUUUCCCAAUUGUAACCCGAUCGAUCAUUUCAAGAAAGGCCCCUUUUCCUAAGUACAACAUGGUACAUAAGCGGCCUUUUGCUGAGAAGGACGAGUUUGAGGUUUCAUUCAAGCAACCAAGACAAGUGGAACAUAGUGAUCCGCAGGUUUUAACUUCAGAACCUUUUUUUUCUGAAGCCCUGAUUUCCGAUGGUUCAGGUGAGGGCAGAUUCACAAACACUAAUAUUAAUAGCGAUGAGAAGCAUGCAAAUGCCUUUGAUACUGAACACCCUGGACAUGCUGAUGACUUUGAGAUCAAUGUUCCUGGCUGCAUUGCCAACUCUUCCCAGGUUACCUGUAGUGCCAGUGAAGCGGUCUCCUGGCCAGAAGAACCACUUCACAUCACUUCUUGUGGAGAAUGUUUUAACCCUGAACGUCCAAUGAGGAUAAUAUCUCAUUUGGAAGAUAUAUAUUCUAUACUUUUGCAAUAUCCUCCGAGGAAACCGGUUCUUGUUGGACCUAAUUACCAAGUGGAUAUUCCAGAAUGGGAAGAUUCACUGGUUGCAAGAAACAUUUGUUAUGAUACUGAUGUAUCUGAAACUGCUGCUGGUAGAUAUGAGAAUGAACUGAUGGGAACUUGUAUCAUUCCAAUGCCGGCUUUGGAGUCUUCUGUGUCUUAUGACAAAGUUGGACGUGGCAGAACUGAUUGCAAUUGUGAGGAUAAGGAUUCUGUCAGGUGUGUCAGACAGCACAUAUUGGAAGCGAGAGAAGAACUUAGAGAAUCGCUUGGGCAUGAGAGAUUUAUUGAGCUUGGUUUCUGUGAGAUGGGUGAAGUAGUGGCUGAUAAAUGGAGUGAAGAGGAGGAACAGCUAUUCCACAAAGUUGUAUUCUCUAAUCCUGUAUCCAUGGGGAAGAAUUUCUGGAAAGACCUUGCUUCGGUUUUCCCUUAUCGAACCAAAAUGGAUAUUGUCAGUUAUUACUUCAAUGUAUUUAUGCUGUGGAAGAGGUCAGUUCAGAACAGAUGUGCAUCAGUGAGUAUCGAUAGUGAUAAUGAUGAGUGGCAGGGAACUGAUGAUUCUGGCAACAAUGAAGUUUUCUCAGACGAAGAUGUAUGUCAAGGAGAUUUCCCUUAUCAUCAGAAUCAGGAAAGCGGAUUGUGUGUUUGUGAUGAGGAUGCUGCUGAUGAAACUUGUGAUAAUCACAGUAUAUAUUUCGAUAGUGCUGCAGACAAUAUCAAAGUUUCAGAAACGUAUUCGGGUAAGCUGUUUAGCAACCAAGGUCCCAUGGCUCAGCUGCAUGAAAACAAUCUCAAGGAUGAACAAGCAAAGCACAAGAAACUAGAGAUCCAAGAUGAUUCAUGCACAUCUUCUGAUACAGGGGCCGCAUCAUAAGAAACACCAGUGGCUGCUGACAACGGUGAUCAGCGGCAAGGUAACCCAAACGGGUUAAACAAUGGUGGCAGCCAUGGAUAUGUUUCAGAAUCAUGUGAUACUAAAGUUUGGGAUUCUGGAUAUACAACAACUUGCCAAAAAACCAAGAUGGACUUCUUACCUACAUGUAGUAUGAUUGAAGAAGUUUUUGGAGAUGGGUCUUGAAUUGAAUCUUUAUAUUAGAGAGCACAAUAUAUAUACAUAUGUAUGUAUGUAUGUAUGUAUAACUUUGAGCAGUUUUGUCUGAAUUGUUUUGCUGUGAUGGGUGGUAUCAAAAGAGGCUACCAUCAGAGAUUUACCGUUAAGGUAAAUCAUAGGGGAAUUCUCUCUUCUUUUAGAUUAAAUUCUCUUCAAUAAAUAGAAUUCAAAUUUUUUACUUUGUACAUAUAGACAAUUUUAGAAUAAUGAUAAUCUUUGACAUAA